Messenger RNA from Dacryopinax primogenitus, 1454 nucleotides. Its product is annotated as N-acetylglucosaminephosphotransferase. Gene Ontology annotation, biological process: protein N-linked glycosylation; dolichol-linked oligosaccharide biosynthetic process. Gene Ontology annotation, molecular function: UDP-N-acetylglucosamine-dolichyl-phosphate N-acetylglucosaminephosphotransferase activity. Lineage: Eukaryota; Fungi; Basidiomycota; Dacrymycetes; Dacrymycetales; Dacrymycetaceae. The coding region runs from base 1 to 1413 and encodes 470 amino acids. The record is from RefSeq and is a predicted model, not a curated record. Gene Ontology annotation, cellular component: membrane. The transcript has 6 exons.
AUGCCACCCCCACGCAGACUCCCACGUCUACUCACCAUCUCCCUCCUCCCUCUUUCCCUCGCCCUCAUCCUCCGCCCUCUCCUCAAGCUGCCUUCCUCACUCGCCCUCCCAGCCCUGGAGACAAACCUCGGCUUUGCUAUCCUCGCUUUUGUCGCUGUGGUACACUUGAUACCUGCGCUAGGAGAGAACUUUAUCAAGGCUGGGUUGAAAGGGAGGGACAUGUUGAAGACGUAUGAUGAUCCUAUACCAGAAUGUCAAGGGCUCAUCUGCGCAGCGGUGUACAUCACCCUACUCACGCUGUUCAUCCCGUUCCCCUUCUCGAGUUUCUUCGCAAGGGAUAGAGACACGAGCUUAGCCGGUCUUGCAAAGGGAGACUUCCCCCAUCAGCAGCUCGCAACAUACCUCUCCGCUCUCCUCUCCUUCCUCGCUGCUACCAUGCUCGGUCUACUAGACGACCUUUUCGAUAUCCGCUGGCGGUACAAGCUUCCCAUCCCUAUUAUCGCCUCUAUCCCCCUGCUUAUGGUGUACUACGCCGAGCAAGGGCUCACAACAGUAGUGCUACCUAUCCCGUUACGGCCGUUCUUCGGUACGAUUGUCCAGCUUGGCCCCCUGUACUACGUCUACAUGUCUCUCCUCUCGACCUUCUGCACGAACGCGAUAAACAUCCUUGCAGGAAUAAACGGCGUCGAAGUGGGCCAAGCGCUCAUCAUCUCCCUCUCCGUAGCGCUGAACGACCUCCUAUACCUGCCCUGGCCGUACACUCUCCGCGUGGGGUCUAAGGUGCUCGGAGGAGAGUGGGGCGCGGGCCUCGCGUUCGGGAGCAAGGAGCUUGUGGAGAGGCACUUGUUGAGCUUGUACUUUAUGCUGCCGCUCAUCGGAGUCUGCGCAGGGCUGAUGUUCCACAACUGGUACCCGGCCCGCGCGUUCCCAGGUGACACCCUCUGCUACUUCACAGGCAUGGCCAUCGCCGCCGCGGGCAUACUGGGCCACUUCAGCAAGACGCUCCUGCUGUUUUUCAUCCCCCAGAUAUUCAACUUCCUCCUCAGCUGUCCCCAGCUGUUCUUAAUCGUACCCUGUCCAAGGCACCGGCUUCCCAAACUGAACAAAGAUACGAUGCUCUUAAACACCUCCGAAGCGGAUCUGUCAAACGAGCCACCCUCGUCUCUGCGAGACCUCGUCCUCCAACUCCUCGCCUUCCUCCGUCUGACCCGUCUAACCACAGACCUGAAAACGGGGCGCAUCACCGCCUGCACCAACCUGACCAUCCUGAACGUGUUGUUGUACUGGUUUGGGCCGAUGAGCGAGGAGGAUCUGGUUGUUAGAGUCAUGCUUACUCAAUGUGCGGGCAGCGCUUUGGCGUUCGUGGUCCGGUAUGGUGUGGCCGGGUUGAUAUAUGAUGGUGACCGGAGGUAGCGCAACUCCGUGCGGCAGGGAAGAUACCUAUUGCUAGAUGC